AUGGAGAACGAAACAAAUUUGGACGCUACUCUUAGCGAUAGAGUUCGUCAGUUUACUGAGUUUCUUGACAGUAAUGAUGGUGCUACGAAUUAUAAAGAGGAAAUUAGACGGAUGCUCCAGAGAGAGUCGACUCGUUUGGCAGUUUCUCUUGACGAUUUGAGAGAAUUCGAUCGUUCUUUUUGGAAAGGAGUUCUGAAUUAUCCGUCUGACUAUUUGCCAGCCGUUGAUAAAGCUCUCCGCGAGACUGCUUUUGCUAUCAGAGAUCCAAUACUACAUCCAAUUGAUGAUCAGACACAAUUUUAUGUGGCUUUCAAAGGUUCUUUUGGUGACCACUGGGUUAAUCCCCGUACAAUUCAUGCGUCUCAUCUUGGAAAGUUGGUUAGUUUGGAGGGUAUUGUAACUCGAUGUUCACUUGUUAGACCCAAGGUUGUUCGUUCAGUUCAUUAUUGCGAGACCACUGGCCGAUUUCACGCUCGUGAAUACCGUGACCAAACUACAUCGUUCGAUCCUUUGCCGACCUCUAGCGUUUAUCCAACUGAAGAUAGUGAUGGCAAUCCAUUGAUUACAGAGUUUGGAUAUAGUACAUACAGAGAUCAUCAAACCAUUUCAAUUCAAGAAAUGCCCGAAAAGGCACCUGCUGGUCAAUUGCCUAGAAGUAUUGAUGUAGUAAUGGACGAUGAUUUGGUCGACAGAGCUAAACCGGGUGAUAGAGUUCAACUGGUUGGUGUUUACAGAUCCCUUGGUGGCGGUGCUAAUAACCAAAGUGCUACCUUUAGAUCAGUGCUUUUGGCAAACAACGUUAUCUUAUUAUCAUCUAAAGCCAAUGGUGCCACAGCUCAAACUCCAAUCAAUGACACCGACAUCCGUAACAUCAACAAGAUUUCAAGAAAGAAAGAUAUUUUUGAAUUGCUUUCUCAAUCGUUGGCUCCUAGUAUUUAUGGACAUGAUUAUAUUAAAAAGGCUGUUCUUCUUAUGUUACUAGGUGGUUCAGAAAAGAACCUUGAAAACGGUACACAUAUUAGAGGAGAUAUUAAUAUUCUAAUGGUCGGUGAUCCAUCUACGGCCAAAUCACAGAUGCUCAGAUUCGUCCUCAACACAGCUAAUCUAGCAAUAGCAACUACCGGUAGAGGUUCAUCCGGUGUCGGUCUGACAGCCGCGGUUACGACCGAUAAAGAGACAGGCGAAAGGCGUUUGGAAGCAGGUGCGAUGGUCCUGGCUGAUAGAGGUAUUGUUUGUAUUGAUGAAUUCGACAAAAUGAGUGAUGUGGAUCGUGUUGCUAUCCACGAAGUCAUGGAACAGCAGACUGUUACUAUAGCCAAAGCUGGUAUUCAUACAUCUUUGAAUGCUAGAUGUAGUGUUAUUGCUGCUGCAAACCCUAUUUAUGGUCAAUAUGAUACUCACAAGGAUCCACACAAAAACAUUGCCCUACCUGAUUCAUUACUGUCACGUUUUGAUUUACUCUUUGUGGUGACCGAUGAAAUCGAUGAUGCCCGUGACAGAGCUAUAUCUGAACAUGUCUUGAGAAUGCACAGAUACUUGGCCCCUGGUUCAGAGGAGGGUGUUCCAAUCAGAGACAAUUCAGGACAAAACCUAUCAGUCGGUGACCAAGCUGACGAACAAGCUGCUGUCUCUAGUGAUACUGUCUAUGAAAAGUUCAAUCCUCUGAUCCAUGCCGGUCUCGCUGCUGCCAACAAAGGUACCAAUAAGAAAAAUCAAGUUCUUAGUAUUGGCUUUAUUCGUAAAUAUGUGCAGUAUGCAAAGAACCGUAUAAAGCCAGUUCUUACCAAGGGCGCUUCUGAUUACAUCGUAGCAACUUACUCUGGACUUCGAAAUGAUGACCUUACUAUUAAUCAACGUCGUACAUCUCCUAUCACGGCCAGAACGCUUGAAACACUCAUUCGUCUUUCCACGGCACAUGCAAAGGCUAGGUUAUCAAAUCUUGUUGAGGAAGAUGAUGCCAGGGUGGCAGAAGAGAUCCUCAGAUACGCCUUAUUCAAAGAGGUUAUAGAGGCAGGCAGACGUAAGAAACGUAGAACUACAGCUGACCUUGAAGGUGAGAGUGAAGAGUCGGAUGUCGAGCUUGACGAUGAAGAAGACGAGGUGGUAUCUACCAGAAGACCUGGAAGACCACGGGGUUCCCGUGCUAAUAAUGCUGAAAACGAUGAUGACGAUGUGGAUUAUGAAGACACUCUUCCAGACGAUUCAGUCUCUCAAAGAAUCACUACUGCACGACAAAAAGCACUGGCAGCACGACGACAGGGUGACAGCUCACAACCAGCCUCUUCUCAAGGUCCCUCUUUCACACAAGAAUCAUGGGGUUCAAGUACCGUCGAAUCACAAGUAGCAGAAGGUUCAAGAACCAAUGGUCUUGCCGAAACUGGUGAGGACUCUGUUCCACAAGGUGAUAUUUCACGAUCCCGUUUAGAUGAGUUUGGCAGGAUCUUGGGACAAUUGCUUACUGACACUGCACAAUUUCCUAGUGACGAAGCCAUCUCGAUUCCAGUGCUAAUUGAUGCUGUUAACAAACGAAUGCAGACCGAGGAUGUUUUCAGUGAUCGUGAAGCAAGAGCUGCUCUCAAGCAAAUGAGUGUCGAUAAUAAACUGUUUGUGCACAACGAGUCUGAUUCCAUUUAUAUGAUUUAG
This is a messenger RNA of Sugiyamaella lignohabitans, 2643 nucleotides long. It is a transcript of the gene MCM3, whose product is annotated as MCM DNA helicase complex subunit MCM3. The transcript has a single exon. Gene Ontology annotation, cellular component: MCM complex; nucleus. NCBI's taxonomy places the organism in Eukaryota, Fungi, Ascomycota, Dipodascomycetes, Dipodascales, Trichomonascaceae. Gene Ontology annotation, molecular function: single-stranded DNA binding; single-stranded DNA helicase activity; ATP binding. Gene Ontology annotation, biological process: DNA strand elongation involved in DNA replication; double-strand break repair via break-induced replication; DNA replication. Bases 1 to 2643 code for a protein of 880 amino acids. The record is from RefSeq and is a predicted model, not a curated record.